AAACAAAAAAUGAAAAAAAAGACUCUUUUCGCAACCCCGUCCCGAACAUGGCGUGUAGCGUUGCGUCGUCGCUCCGACCCUUUCUUCUCCCGCACAAACGCUCCAUCCAAGGGUUAGGGUUAGGGUUUCCCGACCACGCCGCUCCGGAGCCCUCUCCUUCUCCUCUCACCCUCCUCCCCUUCCGCCGCGGAUCGUGGGAGCUCCGUGGUAAGGUUCUCCCUGUGGGGAGUGUCGUAGCAACUUCUUUGGGGAGGGGAGAGGGAGGGGGGAGCUCGUCGUCGCCAUGGAAGGAGAGCUCCUGGAGCUCACAAAGAAGACAAGUAAUGUAUGCUAAUUUUCAAAGAGGCAGUAGGCGAACCUUCGUGGCUUUUGCUAAUGCAAAUGUGUCUCAAGGAAAGAGAAGUUCUGGCGAUGACAUUAUAAUGGUCGACCCCCUCGAAGCAAAGCGCUUGGCCGCCAAACAGAUGCAAGAAAUUCAGGCGAAAGAAAAGCUCAUAAGGAGACGCCGCGCGGAGGCCAUCAAUGGAGCGUGGGCGAUGAUCGGUCUCACAGCAGGACUGGUUGUAGAAGGUCAAACCGGAAAGGGCAUUCUGGGCCAAGUUGAUCUUCAUAUAACCAAUCCCUUUUUCUUUUCUUUUAUGUUUUCAUUAGUUCUUUAAUAAGAUCACUAAUCCUUUUUGUUCUUUUCAGCUAGCUGGAUAUUGGGAUGCUUUUACUAAAUUAUUUGUGCAGUAACGUCAAGGGAUUUUCUUCUUCUUCUUUUCUUUUUUUUUUUCCGUCUCAUUUGUUGUGAUGAGGGGGAUUCUUGGUUGGAGCAAACUUAUUUCAUUUAUUCAGGCUCUAAGAAAAUAACACAACAGCGACAAAUUAUACCGCUCGUUUUGUUUUUAGUGUGCUAAUCAAAAUAUUGUACGAUAAAUUGCUAUUCUUAAGCAACCUUGCAAGAUAUUUGAAGAUGUUGGAUGCUCUUGAUUAAGAAUUAAUACUACAUGGUGAGAGUGAUUUAGUUACUUUUCUA
Molecule: messenger RNA, 1018 nt
Organism: Ananas comosus (pineapple)
Lineage: Eukaryota; Viridiplantae; Streptophyta; Magnoliopsida; Poales; Bromeliaceae
Exons: 4
Coding region: 48-659 (203 amino acids)
Cellular component (GO): chloroplast thylakoid membrane
Source: RefSeq, a predicted model, not a curated record